CACUGAGGCGCUUUGAAAUUCAUCAUACAAAGCCAAAAGUCAAAAGGCGUACUGAAGCCCAAAGUUUUACCGAAAAUCGAAAGUCUUAUCGAAAGUUCUACCAAAAAUCAGAAGCAUUAUCGAAGCAAGACUAA
Racocetra persica is the source of this 134-nucleotide messenger RNA. NCBI's taxonomy places the organism in Eukaryota, Fungi, Glomeromycota, Glomeromycetes, Diversisporales, Gigasporaceae. The record is from the annotation of a GenBank genome assembly.